GUAAUAUGGUAAAUAUUUUAUACUCUGCCAAACAAAUAAAUUGCACUUCCGGGUUGUCCACGUUAACCUAUUUUCACGUAAUAUUCCAAAAAGGAAUAUUAGGUAACACAGAGUCAAGCUGGUUUCUUUAGUGAGUUGUGUGUUACGAGGACUAACUGCUGCCUCAACAGUUGGACGUAUAUCUUUACGAAGUAUUCAUACCUCAAAUAUCAUGGCCAAAUACAAUGUAUUAUUUGUACUGGGUGGACCAGGAGCUGGUAAAGGAACACAAUGUGAUCUUAUAGUUAAGAAUUACGAUUAUAAACAUUUGAGUGCAGGGGACCUUCUGAGGGAGGAAAGACAAAGAGCCGGGUCACAAUUUGGGGAGGAGAUUGAGGGCCAUAUACGUGCUGGUACCAUUGUACCAGUAGAAAUAACUUGUUCCCUGCUUCAACGUGCAAUGGAAGAUAGUGGCAAAAAGAAUUUUUUAAUUGACGGUUUUCCAAGGAACAAAGAUAAUUUGGAUGGAUGGAAUAAAGCAAUGGACGGUGUGGCGACUGUAAGACGUGUGUUAUUCUUUGAUUGUCGUGAGGAUGUGUGUGUAGAUAGAUGUCUAAAUAGAGGUAAAACAAGUGGCAGGUCAGAUGACAAUAUGGAAAGCUUAAAAAAGAGAAUUCACACAUAUAACAAUUCAACAAUGCCAAUUAUAGACCAUUAUAAAGCUCUAGAUUUAGUGAGUCAUUUACAUGCAGAAAAAACACCGGAUGAAGUUUUUGAUGAUGUAAAGAAAGUUCUAGAUGAGUUGAAGUUAUGAAGGACUUAGCGCUGAUUUAUUUAUAUAUUUUUUCUUAUCAAAUGUGGGACUUUUAAUAUGUAGUAUGAUGGUUUUUAAAAAACUUUUUAUUAGCACUCGUACACACAUUGUGUAAAGGUAGAAAUGUGUUGUUUAAGAGCUUUUUAUAACAUAUGCUACGGAAUGUCUAAAUCUACCUCUCCCCGUCUAUUUAAUUCUCUCCAUGCAUUCUGAUGACAAAGUGAACAAUUCAAUAUAUUGAACUACUUUUAAGUUAGUAAAACUUCCUUGUCCUUUGGACAAUAACAAUAUAAAAUACAUCUGCCUAGAUUUCAAUAAGUUUACUAUAUUGAAUUAGUUCAAUAUUCAUCUAGAUGCAAGAACAUUACAAUAUAAAAGUAGCAUAGACAAGUCAGUAUUGCAGCCAGCAUUCUAAAACAGUUAAAGUAUUAAAACACAGUGUGUUUGCUUUACAAACCAAUGCUGGACUCUAUAUAUUACAUUGUAAUUGA
Molecule: messenger RNA, 1284 nt
Organism: Ruditapes philippinarum (Manila clam)
Lineage: Eukaryota; Metazoa; Mollusca; Bivalvia; Venerida; Veneridae
Product: UMP-CMP kinase-like
Exons: 7
Coding region: 212-793 (193 amino acids)
Biological process (GO): UDP biosynthetic process; 'de novo' pyrimidine nucleobase biosynthetic process; CDP biosynthetic process
Cellular component (GO): cytoplasm; nucleus
Molecular function (GO): ATP binding; UMP kinase activity
Source: RefSeq, a predicted model, not a curated record